Ectocarpus siliculosus is the source of this 1173-nucleotide messenger RNA. The record is from the annotation of a GenBank genome assembly. Lineage: Eukaryota; Phaeophyceae; Ectocarpales; Ectocarpaceae.
ACUUCUUCGUAUCAACAGCGUUGGAGAGCACCGAUUGCAUCGAAAAACAAGCGCCGCCUCUGGCGUCUACCGUCUCUCGAUGCAAAACGCGGCGGGGUCACAGGAUGCGGGCAGCAGACGUAGCAGCAGCAACAGCAGCAGCAGCAGCAGCGGAGCAUCCACCAGAUUAGAGUUCGGGUCGGGACUGGGAGCGGCGGCGGCGGCCAUCGUGAUCGGCGGUACCAGCGCAAGAGGUGCCCUCGCGGAAGACACCACUGGGGAUGCCGCCACAGCAGUGGUCGCAACGGCGGGAGCUGAAGGAGCUGCCCCUGCGGCUUCGCCGGCCGCGACGGAGACCAAACCGUCGUUGCGCGAGCUGGGGUUCGAGGUGCCCUACACCGGCAAGUCGGUCCCGCUGAACAAGUUCCUGGGGAGCCGGGCCACCCUGGUGGUCAACGGCAAGCUUGACGAUCCGGAAGCGCUACACCAGAUGCCUGGGAUAACGAAGCUGGCAUCGGAGUACUCCAAGGACGGGCUGAACGUGCUACUGUUCCCGACUGAUCAGGGGACUUUCGAGGCGGACGAGGAUCGUGUGAUCCGAAUCAAGUUCUACCAGUUCUACGGUUUCGGUCAGUAUCCGAAGGCCGUGGUGUUCGACAAGAUCGACAUCGUGGGCAACACCAUCCACCCCUUCUACAGGUACCUCUGCCGGGCGCUGAAGAACCCCAACGGCAUCGCGCGCAUCACGCUUAACUACGAGAAGUUCCUGCUGGACCAAGACGGGAAGGUGGUGCGACGGUAUCCACGCAAGCUCGAGGCCGCCGACUUCGAGGCGGACGUAAAGGCGGUGAUUGCGGGUGACCCGCUGCCGGCCGAGAACCGCGACUACAAGCUGUCGUGGCUCAAGGCAGACCAGGAGGCUACGAAGUCCGAGUACGCGUUCAAGCUGGGCCUCAACUACUACAACAACUGACGAAAGCUAUUGUAGCGAUACUGGGGUGGGGGUGGAAGUUGUUUUUCGGUCGGACAAGGGCGACAGCCUAGUAUGGUACAAGUUAAGCUACUAGGCUGCCCUCCAGGGAGAGCACAGCAGUGUCGUCCAACGGAAACGCAAGAUGAAAAGAGAGGAUGGUGGUGUUAGUGUAUCAUGGCUCCCCCAUGUUUGAGGGAGACAGCUAGCUGAAUUAACCUCGC